This is a messenger RNA of Penicillium malachiteum, 1380 nucleotides long. Its product is annotated as NAD(P)/FAD-dependent oxidoreductase. Gene Ontology annotation, cellular component: cytoplasm. Gene Ontology annotation, molecular function: oxidoreductase activity. The record is from RefSeq and is a predicted model, not a curated record. The transcript has 3 exons. NCBI's taxonomy places the organism in Eukaryota, Fungi, Ascomycota, Eurotiomycetes, Eurotiales, Aspergillaceae. Bases 1 to 1380 code for a protein of 459 amino acids.
AUGGGUGGCGACAGUUCCAAUAGUUUGCCUAGGGAAUCCCCUUGCUUAAGCUAUUGGCAACGAACAACUCGAGCCUUCCCGCAUUUAUUCGCAAAUCAGAAUAACCCAGUUCCUGCUCGAAUCAAAUCUGUGGUCCUCGGUUCUGGACUCUCAGGUAGUCUCACGACUUUUGAACUCCUAGAAGCCGGGGUGAAAGGCGAAGAUGUGAUUAUUCUCGAGGCACGAGAAGCCGCCAGCGGAGCAAGUUCGCGCAAUGCUGGCCACGUUCGUCCAGAUGCAUUUCGUGGGUACAGUGCCUACGCGAAAGUUCAUGGCCCGGAGCAGGCAUUGAAAAUUAUCGCCAACGAGCGACUUGUCUUAGAGAAGGUGGAUGAAUUCGUGAAAAAGCACGACGUGCAAUGCGAUUUCAACCUGACCUCCACCUUCGAUGUGUGUAUGACAGAGGAGUUUGCCAAGUAUGAGGCUGAAAGCUUGAAGGCUUACGAACUUGCCGGCGGUGAUAUUUCUCACAUCAAAUUCUACGAGGGCGAGGAAGCGAAAGAGAAAACCGGGAUCCCAGAUGCAGUUGCAGCAUACGAGUGGCCUGCUGGAUCCAGCCAUCCAGCUAAAUUGACGCAAUUUCUUCUUCAAUCAGUGAUGGAGCGCGGCGUUCAAUUAUUUACUUUUUGUCCUGCGACUGCAAUUACCACAAAUCAGUCUUCGCUACAUUUGUGGGAUGUGCAUACUCCUCGGGGUAUCAUGACAGCAGAGAAGAUUAUACACUGUACCAAUGCGCAGGCUGCACUCUUACUUCCGCAGCUCGAGUCAUGUGUGACACCCAAUCGUGCACAAGCACACUCUUUGGUUCCAAGUCCCGCGUUCGCAGCUACAAAUGCCCUCCAGAGCACCUACUCGCUGCGGUACAGUCUUUAUCACUUCUACUCGUUGAUUCAACGACAAGGAGACGGAACGAUUAUCUUGGGUGUUUCACGAUCAAAUCCUACCUUGAGCUCGGAGACUCUGGAAGGCCGUUUCAGUACCGAUGACAGUCAUUAUAACCAGGAAAUUGCCGAUGAUGCACUACGGAGCUUUCAUCAAAUAUUCCCUACAUUUUCAUCGUCGGAUGCCCACGGAGAAGGUCUAGAUCAUUCAUGGACUGGAAUCAUUGCUAUGACACCUGACUGGGUACCACUUGUAGGAGGUAUUGAAACCCUGCCUGGACAGUAUAUCUGCGCUGGGUUUAAUGGCCAUGGAAUGGCGCGUAUUUUCACCUGUGCUCCAGGGGUCGCCAAGCUCGUGAUGGGACAUGACUGGUCCACUACAGGGUUACCUGAAUGCUUUCAGUUUACGCCAAUGAGAAUUUCUCAACUAUCAGAGGGCAAUUUACCUUUCAUAUGGUAG